AUGAAGCCAAGGCUACCAAAUCCUCGAAUCCUUGAGUUCCUAGGGUACCUCAUUGACGGCUCAGGGAUUCACCCCACAAACAAAAAAAUUAAAGCCAUUCAGGAGGCUCCCACACCACGAAACCAGACCGAGCUCCAAGCGUUCCUCGGACUGUUUAAUUUCUACAUUGUUUUCCUAGACCUGGUUGCUGAACCAUUGCAUUGGCUCCUGGGGAAGGCGGCUACAUGGAAAUGGGAAAAAUUCAAGGAUGCCACAUUUGCAGCGGUCAAGAAACUCAUCUCAGUGUCCAUAGGCUGGCUGAUCGUUCUCACUCCAGACUCUGUUGCUCUUGCUUCAGCCGGCGUCUGUAAAGAUACUGACAACACUCCACCUCAAAAUUUCCUCCUUGUGAGCCUCUGGUGUCAUCUCUGGAAGAUCGAAGACCGUGCCUUCAUGGGACUCAACAGCCUUUCGGUCUUGAUCCUGACCGGCAAUCCCCUCCAGAUCCUGGGACCAAGGGCUUUCCACAGUUUACCUUCUUUGCAAAGAUUUGUUGCUGUCGAAACCAACUUGUUCUCCUUGGCCAUGUUGCCCAUCGGGCACCUGACUUCUCUCGAAGAGUUGAAUUUGAGCCACAACCACAUCGGUUCCUUGAAGCUCCCCGGUUAUUUCUCCAACCUCGUCUCCCUCCGGCACCUGAGCUUCCAACUGAACGAGAUCUCCUCCAUCUCGGUCGGAGAUCUGGACCCUUUAGCAAGCCGUGACGUGAUGUUGGUGCUGUCGAGGAACGAUCUAAAGCAUAUUGAGCGGGGCGCCCUGGCGGGAAUCCGCCUUCGGCAACUGGUUUUGAGAGGCUGCUUUGAGGAUAGAGCCGUGAUGCAAAGCAGCCUCCAGAACAUGUCCGGUUUGCACAUCGACAGCUUAUUGUUAGGAGAAUACAGAGAUAUCGACAAAGUGGACUUCAUGGACAGAACUCUUUUAGAUGUCCUGUGUGACUUACAUUUACAGGAGCUCACUGUUAUUGAAAUGUACGCUCUAGGCUCUGGAAGCACCUGCUCGCCUUGCCUCAACAAUAUUUCCAUGGUGCGGGUGGUCCAUACUAAUGUCCGCGAACCUUUUGAGUUUCCAAGCAACUCCAAUAUUUCCCAACUUGAGUUCAAGAACUGCGCACUGGAUGCAGUGCCUGCUACAAUCCUUUCUGCCUUAUCGAAGCUGAGAGUGCUUCGCAUCACUCACACAAAAUAUCUCAGGGACUUUGAGACGUAUUUUAAGGGCCUCCAACAUUUGGAGACCUUGGACCUCAGCGUUAACAGGCUGGUCACUCACCUGUCCUGGGUCGGACUCCUGGAAGGGGCCCCCAACCUGAAGCACCUCAACCUCAGCUUCAACACGGAGAUCAGGUUAAAUAUUGAAUGCAGCGGCCCAGGCAAGCUGGAAUAUUUGGAUUUGCAGCACACCGCCCUUGCCACGCCUGGGACCGUUCCUUCGUUUUUCUGUCUCCACCGUCUGAUUUAUCUUGAUAUUUCUUACACGGACACCGCGGUUAUAGCGCAGGGUUCGUUCCACGGCUUGCACAGCCUGCAGGUGCUCAAAAUGGCAGGCAACAGCUUUGCCAACAAUCAGUUGGUUGACAAUUUCCGGAAUCUCACCAAGCUGCACUUUUUAGACAUUUCCAAUUGCCAACUCAGCCAUAUCUCUCUCAGUAGUUUAACCUCCCUCCGUGAACUCCGGCUGUUGAACGUCAGCCAUAAUAAACUGCUGGGUCUCCACCCAGAGACCUACCUGCACAUCCCUCUUCUCACCACCCUGGAUUUUCACAACAACCAGUUGUCUGCUUUGACGGAGGAGGAUCUGAAGAACUUACCUGCCGGCCUGAAAUAUCUGGACCUCUCUGAGAAUCUUUUUGAUUGCUCUUGCAAUCACGCGGGUUUCUUGCGGUGGGCAAAAAACUCCUCCGCCCUCCUUCAGAAUGUCCAACACAUGCUCUGCUAUAGCCCCCCGGAGUUAAAAAAUGUGCGAGUGAUGGAUUUCGUCUUGGCGUCCUGCGGGAUCAGCAUAACCACGGUGGCUGUUUCCGUGACCGUCGUCCUGGUCCUGAUCGUCAUCGCGAUUCUGUGUUAUAAAUACUAUUUCUACCUCUACUACGGCAUGGUGCUCUUCCUCAGGAACAGGUCCUCGGAUGAGAAGGAGACCAUCUACGAUGCAUUUGUGAUCUUCUCCAGUAAGGACCAGGAAUGGGUGAAACAAGAACUGCAGCAACCUCUGGAAGAGGAAUUGCCCUACUUCCGCCUGUGCCUUUUCUACCGGGAUUUCAUCCCUGGCGUUUCCAUCAUCACCAACAUCAUCAAAGAAGGCUUCCAGAGCAGCCGAAAAGUCAUUGCCGUGGUCUCCGAUGACUUCCUAGAAAGCCGUUGGUGUAACUUCGAACUGGAGGUGGCCCAGUCUUGGCAACUUGUGGAAAGCAAAGCCAGCAUCAUCUUCGUAGUCUUAGAAGGGGUGGACAAAGCAGCGCUAAACCGCAAACUGGGCCUGUUCCGUUAUCUACGGAGGAACACCUUCUUGAACUGGAAGGACCGGGACCUUAGCCGCCAUGUCUUCUUAAGGCAGUUGAGGUCGGCCUUGCUUGAAGGCAAAACAUGGACUGAAGAUGAACUCAAGCUAAUGUUGAAAAGUGGGUGA
Thamnophis sirtalis is the source of this 2658-nucleotide messenger RNA. The record is from RefSeq and is a predicted model, not a curated record. NCBI's taxonomy places the organism in Eukaryota, Metazoa, Chordata, Lepidosauria, Squamata, Natricidae.